CAAACCUAAACUGCUGACCUACUGACCCACUAACAAAAUGUAAAUAAAGCGACUGAGACGACGUCGGAUUUGACAGUAAGUAAAUAAGCGAAAACACUCUGAAGAAUAAACACCUAAAAUUACACGCAGCCUGAGCGUCGGUAAAGUAGUUUCAAGACAUGGUUAGAAUCAGGGCUUGACUACAAGAAAAUUCCAUACACGGAGAAAAGGAACGAAACGCAUUAAAAAAAAAAACGAAACGCAAAGUUGAAACGUGAGGAAACGAUCGUGGAACGCAAAGAGCGAUUGUGGAAGCUAAGCGGAAAUGAAAAACGCGAACAACCGAACAAGAACGGAGUGUUCGAUCAUUCAGUGUUCGAAUUUUGGUGAGAACGGAGGUGUCCGAAGUUUUAAGGAAGAUUUUCAGUUUUUCGGGUACAGGCGUGUUCAGUGGUGUGAAAAAAAUGUUAAAUUACGAUUGGGAAUACGACAUGGCGCAAUCGGUGGACAAUCUGCAGCCGAAAAAGAAGAAGAAGACAAAGGCUAAGCUUCAGGAAAUGGCUCGAAAGUUGGCGGCAGAGAAGGCUAAGUCAGCGGCGCUUGCGAAAAGGCUAAAGAGAAGCAAGAAGAAGAAUCAAGAUUUGGUAGCAACGAGGAACCGACAGUUGGCAACAGAUGGGUGGUCCACAGCUGGUGCUGGCUCAUUCCAGGUCGAAGACGAAAGCGAUUCCGCCAGUACGAUCAACGCAACUGAAGCAGAUGGUGUGCAGGCUAUCUCGAAGAAUGCGGAAGAGAAUCAGUUGGCAGCUGAAGAGGGUUCGUCAAGUACUGGUGGCACAUUACAUCUAGAAGGCGGAAACGAGUUCUCCAGUACGCGCAAUGGGACCGAUGCAGACAGAAUGCGGAUGAACUGGAGAAAUAUGACAGAUAACAGUCGCGAGGGAUCCAGAUUCUUGUCGUCUAUGAACCAGCUCUCGGUUGCAUCCAUUAACGUACCGGAAUGCAAACCAGCUGACGAUGGGGACAUUCAUAGACAGACAUAUGAGCUCUGGAAGGACCUCUUGAUCGAUUCGAUGAAUUUGGCCGGAAUCGAUGACGAACAUACGAUGUUCACGGUGUUCAAAGUAAAGGCAGGAAUCAAACUGCUGGAAAUAUUUCGGAACACCAAGUCCCAGCAGGACGAUCCGGAUGUUAUCACAAGGCCGUUCUCUAACGCCAUGCAAAGACUCAAGUCUUACUUCGGAUCAGGGUCCGACAUCAUGCUAAUGCGUAGGAAGCUAGCACUGAUGUCCCAGAAAGUGGAUGAAACCGACUUGGCGUAUAUUACAAGAGUCGGAUCAAUGGCUCGUUUGUGCGGCUACGAUGAAGGAAAGGAGUUUGAAGAAAUCGUUGCGACCGUUGCAGAACACGCGCGUCACAAGGAGGUUCGUAUGACGGCUUUGAAGAUGCUCAGCAAAAGGGGUUCCUUCACCGAUCUCGUUGAUAAGGUGCGGGAAAUCGAGUCCAUAAGAUUGAACGAAGAAUAUGUUUUGCGAAAGCGGGGACGGACAGAUCAAGCGUCGGUGGCGGCGGUCAGCAUCCCUUUUCACCGUCAGUCAGGAUUCCAGGAUCGAUAUGCUCCUGUUCAAACACAAGCAGCUACCCGGAACGUUUCAAACCGUCGUCAGCAAAGGUUCAUGGAUCGUUAUCAAACAAGGCCUCAUCCGUAUCAACGGGGAAUGCAAAAGCCACGAGAAGGUUGGCGGGCACCACGCGGUGUGCCGUACAGAUCAGGCGAAGCGAUGCCAAAAUGCUGGAGAUGUGAAAGUUUUUCUCAUUCGGCGGAUGAUUGCGGCGCCAAGGAUAAAGUGUGCAACUUCUGCGGCAAGCUUGGCCAUAUUCGUCGUGCUUGUCAGGUUCGUUCCAUGAAAACCGAAUCACAGCGUUCAGUAAAGAGUCGUGAUGAGUCACCGAAAGGGGUAGCAGCGGUGGAGAAGUUCGAAGACGUACCUGUGGAUGAUGAAAAAGUGAGUGAAUUGGAUGAAAGUUAAAUGAGAAUGAUGACAAUUUCACUCAUCUGGUCCUUAUUAGUUAACAAUCAUUAACUGGACCUGUUUUUCCUUAACAUUUGUUUUAGUAUAUUUAUAUUACUUUAAAAAAAAUGAAUUCGUUUGAAGUAACAUGAGAUUGUUAAAUCUACUCAACUAAGUAUGUAAUACAUUGAAUUCACUUGCUUAAUGCAAAUUAUACUACUUAACUCGCACUGACAAUGUGAUAUGAAAAAAAAAUAAAAAAAAAAAAUAAUAAUAGUAAAAGAACUAAUGAUUUAUUGUUUUAAUGCUAAACAAUUGAGAGAAAAAUAUGAUGAGUGAAAUGCCAUCAAUGCAUGUUCUAUGAGAUAUCAUAAUGAGUAUUAUUGAUAGGUUGAGCGAUCGAAUCUCAACGAAGGGCGAACAACUCCAGCCAUACACGUGGAAAUUAAACUCGAUGAGACGUCUCGGCCCGUAUCGACCAGUGAGAAUGAGACCAGGGAAAAGACAUACCACACGCCUGAUUAU
Messenger RNA from Aedes albopictus (Asian tiger mosquito), 2516 nucleotides. RefSeq lists its product as uncharacterized. Gene Ontology annotation, molecular function: zinc ion binding; nucleic acid binding. The record is from RefSeq and is a predicted model, not a curated record. The transcript is spliced from 2 exons. Lineage: Eukaryota; Metazoa; Arthropoda; Insecta; Diptera; Culicidae. The coding region runs from base 444 to 2009 and encodes 521 amino acids.